AUGGCUAGAUUUGAUCCAAUUAAAUUGGCACCAAGUCCUAAUGAUGAUGGAGUUGUUGAAUGUUGGUCAUCACUUAAAAACAUAAAUGGUUGUGUAAAAGGAGUUUAUAAAGUAUUUACUGGUGUUGGAUGGCUUGAUUCUUCUUGUUGUGAAGUGGUUAAUAAGAUUGAUAAUAAAUGUUGGCCUAAAAUUUUCCCUUUUAAUCCAAGUUUUGGUUAUAUAUUGAUGUAUUAUUGUAGCAUUGUUACUGCUCCCACCAGCUCCAUUAUCUGCAAUUUGAAGAUGGUAUGGUGUGUGUUCUUGAAAGAGAGAGUUUAUGUUAUAUGUACUGACGGUGUAAAGAACUUUUAUGCUAUCAGAUUAAGUUAGAAUAUACUCUUUCAGACUCGAGUCUUAACGUCUACUCAUA
Messenger RNA from Solanum tuberosum (potato), 409 nucleotides. RefSeq lists its product as uncharacterized. Gene Ontology annotation, cellular component: vesicle; extracellular region. The record is from RefSeq and is a predicted model, not a curated record. NCBI's taxonomy places the organism in Eukaryota, Viridiplantae, Streptophyta, Magnoliopsida, Solanales, Solanaceae. The transcript has a single exon. Bases 1 to 369 code for a protein of 122 amino acids. Gene Ontology annotation, biological process: regulation of protein localization to cell surface; regulation of double fertilization forming a zygote and endosperm; double fertilization forming a zygote and endosperm.